Molecule: messenger RNA, 1722 nt
Organism: Penicillium macrosclerotiorum
Lineage: Eukaryota; Fungi; Ascomycota; Eurotiomycetes; Eurotiales; Aspergillaceae
Gene: ergS
Product: protein ergS
Exons: 1
Coding region: 1-1722 (573 amino acids)
Biological process (GO): phospholipid homeostasis
Molecular function (GO): aminoacyltransferase activity
Source: RefSeq, a predicted model, not a curated record
AUGGCGCCAACUGGUGAGGUUGUACCACCCAUCAUGAUCACCACUGCGGCAGACCUAUCGAAUGCAUCGACCAAACUCCCAUCGCCAGCACCAGAGAAGAAGCGGCGCGGCCGUCGCGGUGGACGCAAAACCAAUGCGGUCGAUAUGGUUGGCUCCAACCCGAAGAAAUCAUUGUUACUAGACGAGCUGGGCGAUGCAUUGGUUGAGCAGCUCUACAGCACCUCCAAACUAGACGACCCCUUGAAUUCCUCCAUCUCGAGCGUCCCAGUCGUGGAUCACCGCCGCGGCAACCUCACCACCGCCCUUACAACCUCGUCAUCGGCCAGUUCAAGAAGCAGCAGUAGCCGCACCUUGACCGGGAUCGAGAGCACUCCGCCCACGAGCUUAGACGACCGUGAUUCGCAUGAUAUCAGUCUUUUGCCUCCGUCCACCGUGGUUCCAACACUCGGCCGUCAAUAUCAGUCCAGCAGAGAAUCCCUCCAGAUGAGCCUCCACGACGAGAGCAGCAGCAGCAGCAGCAGCAACAGCAGCAAUCACCAGAACACAAAUGGUCGCCCACAGGGGGAUGUUUUCUGUCUAGACGAUUUCACCACAAUGACAGCCAUCCAGAGAUUAACGGCCCAGUUUGGUCGCGUUGCACACAUGGGAAUCAUGGAUCGCAGUUAUCGAUUCUUCGUCAAUACAUCCCGCACAGCGGCGCUGUCUUUUAAGAUCCACAACCGGGUGGCCAUCGUUGGAGGAGAUCCGCUUUGCGAGCCCGAAAUGAUUCUGGGGUUGUUAGAAGAAUUUGCUUCCUACCGACAUCGGCAUCACUGGGGGAUCGCCUUCAUGGGUGCAAGCGAGCACUUCGUGAAGCACUAUGCCCAACCACAGGGCUGGGCGACGAUUCGAUUUGGCACGGAGCGCGUGCUCAACCCCCAGACUAACGAGGUUCUACUCGAGCGUGGCGGCAAACGGAUCGCCGUCCAAACCCGCCAAUUACUCAAUCCGCACAAAGGGGCCACCUCGCUCGGUGUAUAUGCCCCAGCCGUACACGGCACCGAUGCCCAGCUACAGGCAGAGCUAAUCGCAGUGUAUGAUACUUGGCGUGCUGAACGCAACCAUGCCGCGGGCCCACAGGCUUUCAUCACAGUAUAUGACCCUUUCGCGCUACCCACCCUAAUGACCUUCGUGUAUAGCCGCGGGCCAGACGGGCAAAUCAGUGGCUUUGCCGCAUUGCGCAAGCUCGGCUGUGGCGGAUAUCACGUCGAUCCGUGCAUCGCAGCCCCGGGUAGCCCGAAGGGUAUCAGUGACUUACUGAUUGUUGCUGCCAUGGCCCUGCUGCACCGCGCGAGCGCCUCGUACCUAGGCUUCGGCUUCGAGCCAGUGCACUCACUUUCUCCCGAGGAUAUUUCCGGUAUACCAGGACCACUGGCAAAGCUCACCCGCGACCUAUACAGCCACACAUUCCAUAGGCUUCCUAUUCACGGCAAGAAGGCGUAUCAUGAUAAAUUUCGCCCGGAUUCCCUCCAAGAUUCGGGUCUAUACCUUGUCUUCCCGGCUGGCAUGCCGGGACCUCGUCAUCUGCUGGCGAUGAUUCAUAUGGCCAAUAUCAGUCUACGCAAGAUCUUGUGGGCGGAUUUCCGGGCGUGGGUUGCGGCCCGGAAAUCAAAAUCAUCCGCUUCAAGCCAACAACCCGCGCUCACAGAUUCACCGAAUCAUCUACUUGCUGGAAAUGGUUGA